Paramuricea clavata is the source of this 390-nucleotide messenger RNA. Lineage: Eukaryota; Metazoa; Cnidaria; Anthozoa; Malacalcyonacea; Plexauridae. The record is from the annotation of a GenBank genome assembly.
AUGGAACAAGAUUUGGGCGAGAAAUCUACUAUUAAUCAAACAAAUUAUACUGAUAACGCUGCGAAAUAUCUAACAGUUAGUGAAAAGGGUAAAUUUAAAUGGAACGGUCCUUUUGAAGUACUUAAAUUGUUGAUGAACGAAUUGACGAAGAGCGAUACAAAAUGGUCGACACCUGAUGGUUAUUGCAAACUACUUGAAGUAAACGAUAUAGCAGUAAGAUGGUACUCGGACAGUAAUUCGUUAACAUUAAACGGGAAUUCGAGUGAUGAUAUUAAAUUCCAAAUUCGGAAUAUUGCCAGUCUAGCUCAUCCUGAAGCUGUAGCAACUAGCAAGGACUACAAAGAAACAGAGGACGCUGCUGCAGAUAUGGGACACACGGAUGCAUCGGAG